CGACUUGUUCCUCAGAAGAUUCAAUAAUAUCGAACUUCUUGAAGAACGUUAAAGAAUGAAUCAUUCAACGUCGUCGUCGGAGGUAGAAGGGACUGAAACAAUCCCUUUUGGCCGGAGACUGCAAAGAGGAGGGCAGAGAGUUUUCGCUCCAAAGCUUUUGGAGGCUCUUCGUCGAUCAAGAAGAAGCACGGAAGAUCCGGCGAGACAUCUUAGUCGCAGAUGGAGAGCCACGGCAGCGCAGAAGGUUUAUUCCUUAAGACUCUAUUAUGCUCUCCGGCGUUCUCGGCGGAGCGCAACGGUUCGGGACACGGCCGACAAAGUGCUCGCGGCAACGGCUCGUGGAACGACUUGGUGGAGCCGAGCCAUAUUGGUGAGCCGGUACGGGAGGAGUCUGCGCCUGCACAAGCAUUCAAAGCCGGCUUCGGCGGUUAGGAGAGGUGGAGGGAGGAGGAGGAAGUUGUCGGUGGUGGGAUAUCGUGUCCGGGCGUUAGGUGGGUUGGUGCCGGGUUGCCGGAGAACGGCGUUACCAGAGCUUUUAAACGAGACGGCGGAUUACAUAGUGAUGUAG
Messenger RNA from Brassica oleracea var. oleracea, 568 nucleotides. RefSeq names its product transcription factor bHLH150-like. Bases 56 to 568 code for a protein of 170 amino acids. Lineage: Eukaryota; Viridiplantae; Streptophyta; Magnoliopsida; Brassicales; Brassicaceae. Gene Ontology annotation, biological process: regulation of DNA-templated transcription. The transcript has a single exon. The record is from RefSeq and is a predicted model, not a curated record.